Messenger RNA from Penicillium riverlandense, 1545 nucleotides. Its product is annotated as cytochrome P450. NCBI's taxonomy places the organism in Eukaryota, Fungi, Ascomycota, Eurotiomycetes, Eurotiales, Aspergillaceae. The coding region runs from base 1 to 1545 and encodes 514 amino acids. Gene Ontology annotation, molecular function: oxidoreductase activity, acting on paired donors, with incorporation or reduction of molecular oxygen; iron ion binding; heme binding. The transcript is spliced from 2 exons. The record is from RefSeq and is a predicted model, not a curated record.
AUGAACAUUUACACUGUCACUUUGGGGACGGCAGCUACUCUGCUCGCAUUUAUCUUCCACCAUCUGUAUAAAAGUUGGCGUCAGUCCCAUGCCCUUGAUCAUAUAUCCACCCACGCUUUUCCAGAUGGCGACAGUACAAGACCUCGAUACAUCAACGAUCUCAAGGACCUUUUGGAGUCAGGCUACCGUCGAUACAACAAACAGGGCCGUGCUUUCAAAAUUCCCAUUCCGAUCGGGGGCUACUCUGUUAAGUAUCGGGUCAUCCUUCCCAAGGACCACCUAGAGGAGAUGAAGCACCUAUCGAACAACAUCUUCAGCUGGGCUAAGGCUUCUGGGGUCAUCUUCGCUCAAGAUUACACUGGCGCCCCCAAACGAGGUCCGUGGUCUGGAAAGGCUCUGCGCGUGGGUAUCCAUCAGAACUUGGGUGAUAUCACAAAACAAUUGGAGCGAAGGAUUAAUCAGUACUUUGCCCUGCAUUUGCCCUGUGACCCAAACAAAAGAGUUGCAACUAUCAAAUUUAUGGAGUUUUUUGUCCCUGCCAUAGCAAAUGUCACAAACUCCUUGCUCGUGGGUGAGGAGCUUGCGUCAGACCCGGAAUGGAUGAAUCAAACUAUCGACUUUGCAGUGAACCGAUACAAAUCUGCAGACGAUGUGCGGGCAUGGCCUCCGUACCUUGCUGCCUUUAUUUCUCCUCUGAUUCCAAGUGUGAGGAGGCUACGACAGAGCAAGGCAUACGUCAAAAGGAAGCUGACGCCCAUGUACGAGGAGCUCAAACGUCGAGACGCGCUUGGGGCUGGUGAAAAGGCCAAAUACCGGAAGGGACUAUUCGGGUACGAAUGGUUAUGGGGCGGAGCUCCAGACGAUGUUACCUUGGACGAUUUCUCAGAGACCAUGAUGCGAACCCUCAUCGCAUCGAUUCAUACAUCGGCAAAGACAAUCAGUAUCGCUCUCAUCGACAUCUUGUCACAGACUCAGUAUCUCGAGGAACUCCGCAAAGAAGCAGCACAAGCUACUUUGCCAAACGGUUCUAUCAACAUAGACGCACUGGUCAAACUGGAUUGUUUCCUUAAGGAAAGUCAAAGGCUCACCCCGGUAUUCCUAUUGACGAUGAACCGAAUUGUAACACAAGACUAUACCUUCAAGGUGUCUGGGAUCACUCUUCCUAUCGGCACCAUGACAACUGCUGCGACUGCUGCUAUCGCCACUGAUCCCGAUACAUUUGGCGUGGACUCAAAUGAUUUUGAUGGACACCGCUUCACUCGUAUCCGUGAAAAUAACAAGGUUGGGGAAAGUACCUUCAAAAUGGGAAUGGCCACAGAGGACUCUCUUGGAUUUGGCCUCGGCAGCCAAGCAUGUCCAGGCCGAUUCUUUGCUGUGAAUCUCAUGAAGCUCAUGCUAGCCAAGCUCAUAACCAGAUGGGACUUGAGGUUGGAAAAGGAAGGGACUCCGUACUUGGGAGGGAGACCGAAAUAUGAAUAUUACGACUUUUCGGUGGUGCCCCCGACAGCGUUUGGAAUGAAGCUCACGGUUCGUGACAGCAUGUAA